AUGGCUACAACCACAGUAACCGGUCAUGGGCGACGCGCCUCCAUGCGCCAGACCGAAUUGCAAAUACCAACCAAACCCUCCAUUCCUCAAUCAACGAGCAGUCCGAUAGACAAAUUCCCGCCUUACGAAGACACCCUCGACGCCGUCGCGGGGUCAACCCGUCCAAAUCGAAGCGCCUCGGUGAAAUAUGCCCCGAACGAGCUCUGGGAACCCCGAAAAGCAAGCUUUUACUCACGAGAGUAUGGGAAUGGAUCAUUACGGAAUCCCAAACACCGCCCACGAAAGAGCAUCAGUGAAGCCAUCACGACAAUCAGAACACGUAAUGGCAGUAUGAGUGCCAGUGCUCAUGAAUUGGCCGAAGCACUUCGCGCCCCAGUCUCUUACCGACUCAUUGCUCUCUGUCUCGUUUGGUAUCUGACCUCUGCCCUCACAAAUACGUCCUCAAAGUCGAUAUUGAACGCCCUUCCGAUGCCGAUCACAUUGACCAUGAUUCAAUUUGCAUUUGUCUCCUUUUGGUGUUUGCUAUUGGUGUAUCUCUCUACAGUUAUACCCCGGUUGCGACAAGGUGUCCCAAUCCUUCAACAUGGAAUUCGCUACCCAUCCCGUGACGUGAUUGCCACAGCCUUGCCCCUGGCAGUAUUUCAAUUGGCUGGUCACAUUCUGAGCUCUAUGGCUACUGCACAAAUCCCCGUAUCUCUGGUCCACACUAUCAAGGGCCUUUCCCCUCUCUUCACGGUUCUAGCAUAUCGGGUCCUGUUUCGCAUUCGAUAUGCGCGGGCAACCUAUUUAUCGUUGAUUCCUCUGACUGUGGGUGUGAUGCUUGCAUGCUCUACCGGAGUGUCUACAAACUUUUUCGGUAUUUUUUGCGCAUUUGGUGCAGCUAUUGUGUUUGUCUCGCAAAACAUAUUCUCGAAGAAGCUGUUCAACGAAGUAGAAUCAGAUAUAGGGCGGCGGAAGUUGGACAAACUCAACUUGCUUUGCUAUUGCUCCGGGCUGGCUUUCUUUCUCACUCUGCCUAUCUGGUUUGUUACAGAGGGUUACCCGCUAGUAUCUGAUUUCAUUCAUGAUGGUGUGAUCUCGCUAUCGGGUAAGCAAGGCUCAUUGGACCACGGCGCUCUUUUCAUUGAGUUUGUCUUUAACGGAGUCUCACACUUUGCCCAAAACAUCCUGGCCUUUGUGUUGCUGUCAAUGGUUUCUCCCGUCUCCUACUCAGUUGCAUCAUUGGUCAAGCGUGUGUUUGUGAUCGUGGUGGCGAUUAUAUGGUUUGGGAGCUCAACCACCCCGAUUCAAGCAUUUGGCAUUGGCCUUACUUUCGUGGGCCUUUAUCUUUACGACCGCAAUAGUCAUGAUGAUGUAGCUGAUCAAAAGGCAAACACGGAUUAUUUCCGUGCCGAGCAGUCCAUUCUUCCAAUGAAUGUGCGACACCCAAGCAAGCCAUGGGACUCUAAUGGUUAUGCCUUCCCCGCAGAGAGGACCUUCGAAGGUGCCCCCAAUAACUCUCACAAUACAUCAAACAACUCCAAGAAGGAAGACGAUGGGCCUGGGCAUGUUCGACCAAGAGGGGCCAGUGUGUCUCGUACUUGGUUACCAGGGACCAAACAAGAAUCCACUUGGCAGGUUAGCGAUUCUCAAGCUGCAGCCUAG
Molecule: messenger RNA, 1644 nt
Organism: Penicillium vulpinum
Lineage: Eukaryota; Fungi; Ascomycota; Eurotiomycetes; Eurotiales; Aspergillaceae
Product: putative ER to Golgi transport protein (Sly41)
Exons: 2
Coding region: 1-1644 (547 amino acids)
Biological process (GO): phosphoenolpyruvate transmembrane import into Golgi lumen
Cellular component (GO): Golgi apparatus; endoplasmic reticulum
Molecular function (GO): antiporter activity; phosphoenolpyruvate transmembrane transporter activity
Source: RefSeq, a predicted model, not a curated record